Molecule: messenger RNA, 3647 nt
Organism: Trichobilharzia regenti
Lineage: Eukaryota; Metazoa; Platyhelminthes; Trematoda; Strigeidida; Schistosomatidae
Source: the annotation of a GenBank genome assembly
CAUCACUUUUAUUCUAGUGUGUGAGGUUUUAUCCCGACUGGUAUUUAAAUGGAUCUGGGGGUUAUCGCAUGUUCUUACAAUGGACAUCAAACAGUUUCGUGAUUCUGCCGAACUUUCAGAUUUUACAGUUUACAUAGAUAAUGAAAGAUUCAAACUACACAAGUUCCCACUUUACACGAAGUCAGAUUUCUUCAAAGAGAUAGCUAGCAGCAAUCCUGUUUGUCAAAUAAGUGAAUUUCCUGGUGGUUCCAAGACUUUCUCUGUUAUUGCCGAUUUUUGUUACGGCAAAGAAAUAAGUGUUUCGUCUCAAAAUGUUGUUUAUUUGUAUGCUGCCGCUGAUUUACUCAAAAUGAAAGGUAGAGAAAAUAUGCUAGAGAUAUCGAGGGAAUUUAUUGAUACUAUAUUUCGUAAUGCCUACGAAACAAAGGAAAUUUCAGAUUUAAUAUGUGUUUUAUGUUUGGCGUACAGUAUGAAGUCUGAUGCGGUGAAGAAAUUUUAUGAUGAAUCAGUUGAAAUGUUGCUGUCUUUAUGGCUUCAUGAAGAAAGUGGAUUCAAACGGCUUUAUACUGGUCAUAGCAAAUCAUCAUCAGAUUGUGGCAUACUACACGAUGACCAGUUUAUAGCAGACUAUCUUGUAUACGUACCUUUAGGGACUAUUAUCAAACUGGUUGAAUUAGCUAGGGAUAAGCGAGUGGAUGAAAAGAUUAUUUUGAAUUUAUGUGCCAAAUACUUAGGUAGAAUUUUGGAUCAUUUUGAUGCUGCAGUCCAAGAUAAAGGUGAAAAUGGUAAAGCUUCAGACGCUCAAAACCUGACGGAGUCUAAAAACGUUGAGGCAAAAGAAACUUCAUGUACUCAUGACCAUCCGUUUUGUGGUUUAAGUCUACUUGUAAAAAUUGACCAUCAAAAGAAACUUGAAAAGCUCUAUGAGGACAAUGCCAGCCUGUCUGAAUCCCUUAAAAACUCAUUAGAACAGUUCGAAAAUAUUUUUCAAGUACUUAAACAACCAGUUGAUUUGUCUGAUUUCAUUAAUAAAACAUGGAUUACUAAGGCAUUGAUACUAACAGAUCCAAAUCGUGUAAAAACUAAAUGUCGACCAGAUGUUUUAAAGAUAGCCAACAAAAUACUGUCAGCUCUGGAUGAAGAAGAUUAUGAUCAACUGUCUCCAUCUGUUCUUAACGAUAUAAUUUGUGCUAAUGAUAUAAAGGUUGUUAAACAACCAGUAGAAGAAAUUACCCGGCUUUCAAGAAGAAGUUCUAAACAACGACAAAGUUAUAGUACAGAGGGCAAUUUCGAUAGUAAUAAAAGUGAAAGUCCCAACAACAACAACAACAGAAGACGAAGCAGUGCCAAAGAACACCUGGAAGCAAACGCUAACGAAAGUAAUGCUAAUCCAGUUGAAACAAGGCUAGAAUUACCGGAAACUGUUAGACACCAGAUUAUUAGAUAUAUGUGUAGAAAGGCUGAAGAACAAAAGCUUACGAUGGAGGACUAUAUACAAUUUCUUAAAAAAAUUCAAAUGCCAAAUUCAAAAACUUCGGUAGAUGAUGAUUUGGUGAAUAUUUUGAAAAAGUUAACCGAGCCAGGUCAAAAACUAUGUGAGGAAGACAAAAAGGAGAUAAUAAACUAUAUUAAAUUGAACAACUGUACAGCAGAUACAUUAAAUGAUGUUCUGGGUAUGGAUUUAUUCCCUCCUAAAGCAAUUGCUGAAGCAGCUUUGUACGUUGCAAAUCAGGCACAGGGUAAACAAAUUUGUCCUUUCGCCAAGUUUAGAGGAUGUUCAGAGUAUCCGUACAUAGGAGGACUAAGUAAUGCUUAUUACACAAAACCAUCAUCUUUACCAAUGCGAGGUAGAUCUCAAUACAGAGAUAAUCUUCAGUGUGGGUCACAUUGUUCAAGAACACUUUACCCUUCUUACACUAAUACACUGCGUAGUUCAUCAUUGAAUGCUCGUCCAACAAGUGAUUGUAAAGAUUUUAAUUGUCGUCCACAACCCUUGUUACCAUGUUAUCCUUUUCAACCAUAUUCAAAUGCUGGCAGCAAAUAUUGUUUUGAUGCAUAUAGUGCAAAGUAUUCAAGUCCAUCUACUACUAAUAAUAGUAGUAGUAACUAUCUAAGAAAAAGUUUCAAUAAAGAUAAUAUACCUUAUCCUGAAACGCUCAAUAAUUUCAAUGAUUACUCAUCAAAGUCGCUAUGGAGACAAAAAUAUCUUACAACAAGUAAUAAUCUAUAUUGAAUGAAGAAAUUUGAUCAGUAGUUGUGAAACUGUUGCUCAUGUCUAUCUUAAGGUGUUAUUCUUCUCUUCAAUUUAAUAAGUCCGGAGGGUGGGGGGGUGGCGUAGAGUGCUCAGUUGUAUUUUUUUGUCUUUGCUGUGUCCAAUGUUCAACAAGAGUUAAUAAUUUCUGUUUUUUUGUUUUGACUGUAAUUAUUUGAGAUAAUAGUCAACUAUUUGUCUGAUAUGUACACAUAGAAGUAUAUUCUAUCUGUUCAUCUAUUUUGUCCUGGAAUUCUUUAGUAAUAUGACUGAGUACAUAUAUAUAUAUUUCAAUACACCUUCUAGUUUCUUAAUUAUCUUAUGGAAUUAUUUUUAACCUACCUUCCCCCCCCAGACACACACACACUUACACACAGAGACAUACAGACCUUUCCCCCUUCAUCAUUGUACUUGUUUUGUAAUUGCUUGGAUCAAAAUUGACGAUCAGGUAUCAUUGAAUUUAUGAUCAUUAUUAUUAUUAUUGCUGUUAGAUCAUGAACAUGAACACUUAUUUAUUUAUUUUUAUAAUGGAUUUAUUCAAAUUUAGAAGCAUACAUAAUUAUAUAUACAUUACUUUAAUAAAACAAAUUGUAACAAUAUUAUUACAUAAUCUCAAAUCUCUUGUUAUUUCUUAAUCCCAAUUAACUAGAAUUACGUAUAUAUAUAUAUAUGUAUGUAUAUAUGUACUGUUAAACGUUUUUGUAGGCGUUUGAAUGAUUGAUUGACUAGUGAAUCAAACAUUCUAGAAUAGUAGUCAUAAAAAAGACACGAUAAAGACAAAACAUAAACGAGAGAAAAGUUUCAUCAAACUGAUAUUCUUCAUAUUUCCCUCCUCGUCCUCCUGUUUGUUGUUGUUGAUGUUAUUGAAACAUUGAUCAGUUGAAGAAAUAAUAAUGCGAAACAGCACAGAAAAAGGCGAAAGAGACACAGAGACAGAGUAGUCUGUAAGUCAGUGAGUUAAACAAGAAAAAAAAACGGAAAGUUCUCAAAGACAAGCUGUGAAAGCUGUGAAACAAAAAAAAGAUACAUACAAUAAUUAAUUAAUUAAUUAGUAGAAGAAUAGAAAACCUAAAAGAUAAUUAAAUUGAACUUUUGAAACGAGUUGAAAAGUAUGCAACCAAACAAAAGACACGAAGAAAAAGAAGAAGAGAAACUAGUAAGUAGUGUGGUGUUGUAAUGUGAUUAGGUAGGUUAUCAGCGAUAUGAGUAGUAUAUUAGUAGUAGUAGACAAAGUUUUCAUUAAAGAAUUAAAUUAAUUGUACACAAGUUUAUCAUGGCAUUUUAAACAACUGAAAUAGUCAACUAAAUAAUCCAUCCGCUUCUAUUGAUCAUUGAAUAAUAAAUAAUCUAUUGGUAAUCUAAUUUCAUCAACAGAUAUAUAUAUAUAUAUAUAUAU